CAAAAACAGAAUAAUUUCUUGGAAAAUUGUAUUGUUUAUUGUUUGUUAUUUUGCGACUCAUCCUCGUAUUCAUCUUGCGGAUUCUUUGUGUUUCUCUUAAAAAUGGAUAAUAACUUACAACAUGAAGAUUUGUUGAUAAAAUUGCGCGGUAAACUGAAUCAAGAAAAGGUGAAAUUAUGGGAAGCUCCAUUUAUUACCCAAGAUAAUGAAAUUACGCAAAACUUUAAGGAUAUAGUCACGAAAUAUGCAAAAGAACUCAGUUUAGAAACUGAUGUAGUUCAGCAAGCUUUGCGUGAACUUCAAUUACACUCGCUCGAGCGGUCUAAGGAUAAUGAGGAGUUCAAAGAGACAGGGCUUGCAUCCUUUAGGAUCAAAGCCACUAUACCUGGUGAAAAACCAAAGAUGAUGAAAUUUCAAAAGAAGCUUGAGUGCCUUGGAUCUGAGCUGAUAGCUGCCAUUGCUGCGGAGAUUGGUGUUACAGAGAAUAGAGUGAAGUUAAUAUUCAACGGGAAAGUAAUUAAGCCUACCCCUAGCUUGGAGCAGCAAGGGUUGAAAAAUGGAGCUACUAUGAUGGCCCUCGUAAUGGCAGAAACUCCUGAGGAGGUAAAAAAAGAGGAGAAUAUGUACAUGGAGAUGAAGACAGUCCGAGAUGAUGCCACACUGCUGUCCGAGUAUGUUGACGAGCUGGCUGAUGAUGACGAGUAUGUAAAGCUGGAGGACCAGUCUGGCGCGACGGUGGAGCUGCCCCCGGCGGAGCGGCGCGCGCUGGUGGUGGGGCUGGCGCUGCACGAGCGCGGCCGCACCGCCGCCAGGCAACACGACUACUCGCUCGCACUCGUGCUGCUGCUCGAGGCUGACCGACAGCUCAGCGAGUGUAGGUCGGGCAUCCUGUCGUCGGUGGACAACUGGGCGGUGCUGCAGCUGGACGUGUCGUGGUGCUACCUGUGCCUGCGCAGCCUGCCGCACGCGGCGGACGCGGCGGCGCGCCUCCAGCGGGCCCACGCCGCCUUCCGCGCCUCCUACGGGGAGGACCAUUCCAGGCUCAUCGCGCUUAAAGGCAGCGCAGCGGACGAGCGUGUCCUGCUGAUGCGGCUGUACCUGCUGCAAGGCAUCGUCUGCUACCACCAGAACAAGCGCGACGAGGCACGCGCGCUGCUCGCCAAGGCGGAGACCGAGCUCAACGCGCUCAGGGUGGACGAGGCGGGCGUGGUGUCGCUGAUGGAGCUGGGCUGGUCGCGCGGCGCGGCCCGCACGGGGCUGCGCGCCGCCGCGGGGGACGUCGACGCCGCGCACCACUACCUCGCCCACAGGAAGGCGCAGCGGGACCGCGCCAGGGACGCACAUCGCUCCGACAGACAGCGUCGCCUGCUAGGAGUGUGUGAGGACGGGUCGAUGGUGAACGCUCAGCUGGUGGACGCGCUGGUGGGUAUGGGGUACCCGAGGAGUAUCGCCGUCACUGCGCUGCGCAACUCCAACAACCACGUCGCUGAAGCCGUCAGGCUCAUACAGGAACAACCUGAAUUGCUGGAAAGCGACAGAUCCUCGGACGACGCUUCCACCAUCAGCUCGGACGACUCCAACAUCGUGCCGGACAACAAGCUGGUCGCUGAGUUGGAGGCGAUGGGGUACGAGAGGGAGGCGGCCCGCGCGGCCCUCCGCCACUCGAGGAACCACAUCAGCGGCGCCGUCGACCGCCUCCUCGCCGGCACCGGCCCCGCGCUGCACAAAGGUGACGACCCUGAGGACCCUUCCACCAGCUCAGGAGUUGUCUCCAAGAAGAAGAAAACUAAGAAAGCACACAAGAAAGAUAAAAGGAGGAAAGAGCGGGAUCAAGCUCUACGCCGGCUGACCGCAGCUAUAAAGACUGAAGAGGAUGACUACCUGGACACCUCCCUCACUGAAGAGGAGGAAUUCCUCGCGCAGUACAAGUCACUCCUGUAGACUGAUACUCUAUGGUAACUAACAUCUUUUACAAAAAUAAGAUCUCGUAUUUUUAAACUAUAAUUAUACAGACAAAUAAUAAUUAUGACUUAUAUUUGUAUAUUUUUCGAGAAGGGCUGACUAAUUUCAAGCCACUUCGGGGCUCUUGUCUUAGUCAGCUGUCUAGUUUCGAGCUCGAAACUAGUCUUUGUGACUUAAUAUUAGUGUUUAUAUCUAAAAAACUAUUUUAUUUGACUUGUUAGGAUUUUUGGCAAAUUUUACGUGUUUUGAAAUAUUUUAAGUUUAUUGAA
This is a messenger RNA of Spodoptera exigua (beet armyworm), 2231 nucleotides long. NCBI's taxonomy places the organism in Eukaryota, Metazoa, Arthropoda, Insecta, Lepidoptera, Noctuidae. The record is from the annotation of a GenBank genome assembly.